AUCUGCUACAGCAUGGCGUCUCUCGGGCUCAUCCUGUGAUACGGUAUUUACGGAGCAUGCGCGCGACGCUCUUCCUUUUUCCAGUGCAGCGGAGUCAAACCCAGUCUUUGGCUCCGGGCUCCUUCAUAAGGAGACAAAAAGACUGCAAAAAUGGGGUUUGUUAAAGUGGUGAAGAACAAGGCCUACUUUAAGAGGUACCAGGUCAAAUUCAGGAGGAGGAGAGAGGGAAAGACUGACUACUUUGCCCGUAAACGCCUGGUCAUUCAAGAUAAAAACAAGUACAACACACCUAAGUACCGCAUGAUCGUUCGCUUCUCCAACAGGGACAUUGUCUGCCAGAUCGCUUAUGCCAAGAUUGAGGGUGAUAUGAUUGUGUGUGCUGCCUACUCACAUGAACUGCCAAAGUACGGGGUCUCCGUGGGCUUGACAAACUAUGCAGCAGCCUACUGCACUGGUCUGCUGCUGGCUCGCAGACUGCUGAACAAGUUUGGCCUGGAUAAGGUGUAUGAAGGCCAGGUGGAAGUAACGGGUGAUGAGUUCAACGUGGAGAGCAUUGACGGUCAGCCAGGCGCUUUCACCUGCUACCUGGAUGCUGGGCUCGCAAGAACAACCACGGGCAACAAGGUGUUUGGUGCUCUGAAAGGAGCUGUGGACGGAGGCUUGUCCAUCCCACACAGCACCAAGCGGUUCCCUGGGUAUGAUGCAGAGAGCAAGGAAUUUAACGCAGAGGUCCACCGCAAGCAUAUCUUUGGUAUCAACGUGUCAGAGUACAUGAGCUACCUAAUGGAGGAGGAUGAGGAUGCUUACAAAAGGCAGUUCUCCCGCUUUAUUAAGAAUGGAGUCACCCCUGAUUCGAUUGAGGAAAUGUACAAAAAGGCUCACGCUGCCAUCCGUGAGAACCCUGUUCAUGAGAAGAAGCCUCCCAGAGAAGUCAAGAAGAAGAGGUGGAACCGUGCAAAGCUCUCUCUUGCCCAGAGGAAAGACCGCGUUGCCCAGAAGAAGGCCAGUUUCCUCCGGGCUCAGGCACAAGAGGCUGCCGAUUGAGGAGUCCAUCCGCUCGAUUGCUGUGGCAGAAAUUUGUUCAAAUAAAUCUAUCAGAAAGAA
This is a messenger RNA of Betta splendens (Siamese fighting fish), 1104 nucleotides long. RefSeq names its product 60S ribosomal protein L5. Gene Ontology annotation, molecular function: 5S rRNA binding; structural constituent of ribosome. The transcript is spliced from 8 exons. The record is from RefSeq and is a predicted model, not a curated record. NCBI's taxonomy places the organism in Eukaryota, Metazoa, Chordata, Actinopteri, Anabantiformes, Osphronemidae. The coding region runs from base 151 to 1044 and encodes 297 amino acids. Gene Ontology annotation, cellular component: cytosolic large ribosomal subunit; ribosome. Gene Ontology annotation, biological process: ribosomal large subunit assembly; translation.